Sclerotinia trifoliorum is the source of this 3144-nucleotide messenger RNA. NCBI's taxonomy places the organism in Eukaryota, Fungi, Ascomycota, Leotiomycetes, Helotiales, Sclerotiniaceae. The record is from the annotation of a GenBank genome assembly.
UCCAAGGACAAGAUAAUGCGCCGGCCACAUCACGAUUCACCAUAAGCUCGCCGAGAUACAACGAAUCAUCACAUCACUCCUUGCCAAGUCAGCUACCUACUGUUGGCCUAGACAUUAUGCUAAAUCCACCUGCAUGUGUCGUCCCCCAUGGCUGUAACCAAACGGGUGAGUAUUAUCAGGCUGAGUUGAUGAACUAUAGUACCUAGGUAGUUAAGAGAGGACCAAGACAUUCAAUAAUCAUUUGGACAGCGCUGAAUGAGCGAUCUACCUUGUAGCGUUCUACCGACAUUUAGAUACUACAAGGUCAAUACCGGAUACCUGUACAAACUCGUAAAUGCCUUCUAUGCCUUUUUGUUUACCGGGGAAUCGAAUACGAGGCUUGAAUUCAAUUCCUUUCAUCGCUUUCAUCGCUUUCAUCGCUUUCAAUCAUUCUUUUCUUUUCUCCUCUGCUCUUGGAAGCUUUCAAUGUUUCUUUCAAGAUCAUGGAAUACACGAGCCCUUCACAUUUACUUUAUUUACCCUAUUGCUCAAGUGAACUACUUACUGUACCGUAAUGUGCUUUACCCUACUCUCCUCUCCUCUAUUCUGCUCAACUAAAUACCGACGAAAGUUCGUUCUUCUUUUAUUAGAUUACAUUCUUGGAAUUGAGUUCCAAGACUUGCUUCGCCUCACAUCCUUACCUUAAGGUUAUCAACUUCAUUCCCCGCGAGAUCAACUUUACCUCCACAUCUGUGCUUUCCAUUAAUACGAGAGAAUUCCACACACAGAGUCAUCAUACUGCUAGCUUCCAAUAUUUCCAAUAUUUUCAAGAACCUCCUCCCUUGAUGAUUUUUUCCAUCCUUCUCGACAACCUCAACAAAACAACAUUUUAUUCCAUAAUACCCAUCUUAAUAUGGUGAUGGUUGUUACUUUGCUACAAUCAAAUCGCUCGUUGGCUUAAGUUUUUGGACUUUUGCUGCCUCGAAAAUCAUUUCAAUCGUUCAACCGUUCAUUGUUGAUCUUGGUUCUUGGAAAACUGACCAAAGUGGAAUAAUUCCAUCGUUUCUCCUAUCGCAUUUUGAUCGAUUACCAGGACAUAAUCCCAUCGGAGAUUCUUCAAACUAUUCUUUAUUUCUGCGUACUCCACCAGAUUCACCCCCCGGUGUCUCGACGUCAUUGACCUCGGCGCAUUUCCAGCCUCAAUACCUAUUAAUACCUAUACAUUACACAAAAUUGCACAAACAAAUAUCAUACUAAAUCAUGAAGCUCUCGAAGUCUUCAUCGGCUUUUGCUACAGCUUUAAUAGCUGGAAGUCAUGUAGUAAAUGCAAUAGAAAUAGAUCUUACUUCUCCGGGUAUGUAUCUUGCUCCUAUGCCGUCAUAUUUUCUUUACUGACCGUGCAUCCAGACUCUAUCAAGAGCGCGGCGAGUACCAUCGCGUACGACAUGAUGACCUAUUACACAGGAAAUAAGACGGGUGGCAUACCUGGAAAUUUACCAGCUCCGUAUUACUGGUGGGAAGCAGGAGCAAUGUUUGGCUCGCUGAUCGACUAUUGGUAUUAUACGGGUGAUUCAUCAUAUAAUGAUGUUAUCACUGAAGCCAUGCUGUGGCAGACGGGACCCGACAAUGAUUAUAUGACCCCGAAUCAAACAAAAACCGAGGGAAAUGACGACCAGGGAUUCUGGGGACUGGCGGCCAUGUCUGCUGCGGAAGUGAACUUUCCAAACCCUCCUUCAAAUAAACCUCAAUGGCUCGCUCUUGCGCAGGCGGUUUUCAAUACUCAAGCCCCUCGAUGGGACGAUAGUACCUGUGGCGGUGGCUUACGAUGGCAAAUCUUUACGUUCAACAAUGGUUAUAAUUACAAAAAUUCCAUCUCCAAUGGCUGCUUUUUCAAUUUGGGUGCACGACUUGCAAAAUAUACCGGCAAUGAUACAUAUGCGCAGUGGGCAGAAAGAACUUGGGACUGGAUGGAAAAUGUGGGACUAAUGGAUGAAAGCUACUAUGUUUACGAUGGCUCUGAUGACACGAUAAACUGUACAAGGCUUAAUCAUAUACAAUGGACUUAUAAUGCCGGAGCUUUUCUGCUCGGUGCAGCAAACAUGUAUAACUACACCAACGGAAGCGAUCUCUGGCGUGGACGUGUUGAGGGCUUACUGAAUGGCACCCAUGUGUUCUUCCAGAAUAACAUCAUGAUGGAGGUAGCUUGUGAAAAUAAUGGGAAAUGCAAUAUUGAUCAACAAUCUUUCAAGGCAUACCUCGCUCGCUGGCUAGCUGCCACAACAAAAAUGGCUCCCUUUACCUACGAUGCCGUUAUGGCCUACUUACGUCCAUCAGCUGCAGCGGCUGCCGCAUCAUGUGUUGGAGGGGAUAACGGACGUACUUGUGGUCUCAAUUGGAGAACCGGCGGAUUCGAUGGUUUUUAUGGUGUAGGAGAACAGAUGUCGGCUUUAGAGGUUAUUCAGAGUAAUCUCAUUGAGCAGGUUGCAGGACCAGUAACUAAUACAACCGGCGGAACGAGUAAAGGGGAUCCGACCGCUGGGUCGGGGAAGAGCUCAAGUAGUUUUUCAUCAACGAAGCCAGUUACUACGGGUGAUAAGGUCGGGGCGGGAAUUCUUACUACUGUAGUGUUGCUUGCUUUCAUUGGAACUAUCUGGUGGAUGAUUGUCGAUUAAUGAGAAGGGUUACGGGAGUCUUCUUGUAUAAAUAUAUUCGUGUUUGGCAUCGACGAAUGGUUUGGUGAAAUGGGGUGGAACAGUAGCUCUUAUGGUUGCGGGUGUUUGAUGGGCUGGGCUUGGGGAUUCACUACAAUUUUGAGUGGGAAGCUGGGGACUCUGAUUCGGAAGGAACCUUUUGGAGUUUUGGGCGUCGAUUAAGGAUUGGUGCGUCAUGAUUCUGUUCAGUUUUGGAGAAUGUGUAUGAUCAUGAUAAAUGAACGCAAUGGGAAAUGCAGCGACGCAUAAUACUUAGGUGCAAUGAACAAGAUUCGGUGGGUAGAUGGGCAAACCAUACUGCAGAUACUUGGGAAGUAAAGGGUUUAAAUCAUAAAAUCUGGUUUGGGCAUAGUUUGGGAUGACGAGGUAGGAGGAAAGGAGCUUUGAAGUUUUUGUUCCUAUGAGCAGAAAAACCCGAAAAGGAAAUACAAGAUGAGAAUUCUCUCUGGAUCUA